AUGUAUCACCUGGCUAAAUCGGUAUAUCUCUACGCGACUAGCAAGGAAGAGUACUCCGUCCUAUUACUUGGUCUGGACAAUGCCGGGAAAACGACCCUCUUGACACAAAUCAAAGCUCUCUACCAACCCCGAGCAGAUGGCGCCCCCGCGCCCAAUCCCGGGAAGACCGUCCCUACCGUCGGCCAGAAUGUCACCACUAUCUCAUUACCGGACAUAAACCUCAAGAUAUGGGACGUUGGUGGUCAGAUCUCCAUGCGUGGUCUUUGGCAGAGCUACUAUACCAGCUGCCACGCGAUCAUCUUCGUGGUCGACAGCACCGACGUGGGCCAAGACUCCGAUAUCACACGACUCCCUUCCGCUGCCGGACGACGCCCCAGCUCCGUGUCAGGUCCAACUCGCGGCAACACAAGCAACAGCGACUUGUUCUCAGAGCAGAAUGUUGGCACCAACGCCGGAGGAAGUGAAUUCGGACGUCUGGACGAGUGUCGGCAGGUGCUCGAGUCCGUCCUCCAGAGCGCCGACGUGGCUGGGGUCCCGAUCCUGGUGCUGGCCAAUAAACAGGAUCGCGAGGAUUGCGUCGAGGUGGUCAGGAUAAAGGAAGGAUUCGUGCGCAAGGUUUUUGAAAGCGACACGGGUACAGGAGUUCGAGAUAGUCGCGUGCUGCCGGUCAGUGCGUUAAUGGGGUCUGGGGUGCAGGCGGCAGUGGAGUGGGUACAAAGCCGUGUUAAGUGGAAUAAAGAGGGACGACCACCAGUGAUGCGUUGA
Molecule: messenger RNA, 765 nt
Organism: Penicillium odoratum
Lineage: Eukaryota; Fungi; Ascomycota; Eurotiomycetes; Eurotiales; Aspergillaceae
Product: ADP-ribosylation factor family protein
Exons: 2
Coding region: 1-765 (254 amino acids)
Biological process (GO): intracellular protein transport; Golgi to plasma membrane protein transport; protein localization to organelle
Cellular component (GO): Golgi apparatus
Molecular function (GO): GTPase activity; GTP binding
Source: RefSeq, a predicted model, not a curated record